AUGAGAAUACUUACAAAGGCACGAGCAUUUAAUCCUCAUUUAGCAGAGAUGUUUCUGAACAAGAUACCCUAUUAUUACAGCAGAGCUCAUAUGGCUGAUCCUGAAGCAUGUCAAAAAAUACUUGAUAAAUUAGAUUUAAAAAGUAAAUAUGAUGGUUCUAAAUUAGAUAUUGUGGAUGUUAAUCCUGGAUAUGGAUUAUUUUCGACCAUGUUGAAUUAUGAAUUAAAACCAAGAAAUCACAUUUUAAUUGAAAAUAAAGAACGUUGUGUUACUAGUUUAUCGUCAAUAAUCAAUAAAUUAGUUGAAGAAACAGGACAUAAUUCCAAUUUUACAUUAUACAAAAAGGAUUCAUUUAUAUGGGAAACUUAUAAUGAUUUGAUUGACAAAGAUAAACUUAUUCAACCACAGAUUAAAUCAUUUGAUACUCCUCAUGAUGAGUUAUUGAUUUUGGCAAAUUGGACGGGAAACAAAGAAGAAUCGGUGCUUGCCCAAUGGAUUAAAUGUUGUGGACAUAGAAAUUGGUUAAUGAAAUAUGGUAAAGUCAGAAUGGUUAUAUUUGCUCCUUCAGUAUCAGCAAUGAAAUUUUUGGGUGAACCAGGAUUUAAGAAAAGAAGAAGAACCGGGUUAAAACGUGAUUUAUAUACUGAUUCUAGAUUGAUUGGUGUUGUGAAUUCAGAAAAGGCUCCAGGAUUGGGAUAUGAUGCAAGAGUUUUAGUUCGUGAUCAACCAGUAUUACUUGAACCAUCUAGUGCUCAUAGAGAUGAAGAUUAUUCCGUGAUUGAAAUUUCUCCAGGGAAAUAUACUGCUUCACAAAUAGAAAAUAUUGAACAUUUUUUACUGGCAAUUUAUUUAACCAAUAAGAAAUUGGUUGAUAUUCUUCCUACUUUAGCUCCAGGGGCUAUGUAUAUGGCUAAAGAUUUGCCAGAAGAAAUGUUGCAAAAAUCUUCUUAUGAGUUUACUUGUGAAGAUAUUAUUAAAUUAUCAGAAGCAUACGAGAAUUGGCCAUUCAAACCAUCAGUGGCAGAUCUAUAUGAUUUUGAUAUUACUUUUUCAUAA
Messenger RNA from Candida albicans SC5314, 1056 nucleotides. Its product is annotated as RNA polymerase specificity factor. Gene Ontology annotation, cellular component: mitochondrial DNA-directed RNA polymerase complex; mitochondrial matrix; mitochondrion. The coding region runs from base 1 to 1056 and encodes 351 amino acids. The transcript has a single exon. Gene Ontology annotation, biological process: transcription initiation at mitochondrial promoter. Lineage: Eukaryota; Fungi; Ascomycota; Pichiomycetes; Serinales; Debaryomycetaceae. Gene Ontology annotation, molecular function: mitochondrial transcription factor activity. The record is from RefSeq and is a predicted model, not a curated record.